CCCACAACCCUAAUCGUAGUUAGUGUGUCAACAACCAUGUAUUCAUACACUUCGUAAUCUCAAUUUUUUAAAGUUUUAGAAUACUGUUCAUGUGUUUGUAGACACAGCAUUUUUAGUUUCUUUCACUGUCCCAUUUAGGCCUUUUGUUAGAUAAGAGAAAAAGUGCUGUAGGAGAGAACAUGUCCUCAAAAAGGGAAAGGGAAGCUGUUGAUAGAGUAGAGGAUGAAGGGCUUGAUAAUGAGUCAAAGAGGCAGAGGCCGGAUGAUGAUUCCUCCCCCUCUCCACCUCCUGUCUCCAUUGCAAAUCCUCUAUCUGGGUUGGCCAAUAAUUAUGCUGACAUUGAUGAGGAGGAAGAUUAUGUUAGAAGGGAAAGGGGUUCUGUUAAUGAGAGGAGGAAUGAUGGAUCCCAGCAUAAUGGACAUAGAUAUGGAGAGGCUGAUGAUAGUGAUGAAGAAGAUGAUUCACGUGAACAAUUUAGUGGAAGAAACAAUCGCCAGGUUGAGGUUCGGAAGGACUGUCCUUAUCUUGAUACUGUUAAUAGACAGGUUUUGGAUUUUGACUUUGAGAAAUUCUGUUCUGUCUCCCUGUCCAAUUUAAAUGUGUAUGCAUGUUUGGUUUGUGGGAAGUAUUACCAAGGGAGAGGGAAGAAGUCUCAUGCAUAUACACAUAGUCUGGAAGCAGGACACCAUGUUUAUAUCAAUCUCCGGACUGAAAAAGUCUACUGUCUUCCUGAUGGUUAUGAAAUUAAUGACCCUUCUUUAGAUGACAUUCGGCAUGUCUUAAAUCCAAGGUUGGUCCAAUUUUAUUUUUUGGCUGUGCUUGCUGCAGACAAUUUUUUAGCUACAUAUUUCUGUUUCUAUUGUCAUCAAUUAUUGGCUGGUGACAACAAUUAUAUUAUCACCUUUCGUUCAAUGUAUGUCACCAGUUGGCUGCUUAGAGAGUUUUUUUUUUUCCAUUUGUCUCCCCUUAGAAAAAUGAUUUUAAUCCAUUCUAGAAGGUCAAAAUUCAUGUUAUGGACCUCCCAAAAUCAAGUAAGUGUUUCUGCUUGAGGGUUGUGUUUAAAG
Cajanus cajan (pigeon pea) is the source of this 1064-nucleotide messenger RNA. NCBI's taxonomy places the organism in Eukaryota, Viridiplantae, Streptophyta, Magnoliopsida, Fabales, Fabaceae. The record is from RefSeq and is a predicted model, not a curated record.